ACCAAUGGAAGAGGAACUGGUGAUAGCUUCAUCGCCAACCGACGCCGGCAUCAGUUGUUGGAACUUACGGUCCGGCGCCGAGCACCUUCGCUAUAAAUCAUGCUCCUCCCCUUCUCAUGGCCUUGCCUGUAUCGGCGGCCGCUUUCUUGCCUCUUCUCAACUCCGCGAGUCCAAAUCGUCCUCGGGCUCCGUCCUUUACUGGUCCUGGAACAAGCCUCAGGUAGAAGUUAAGAGUUUCCCUGCGGAGCUUAUUAAUCCCCUCGUUUCUAACAGGGAGGGGACUUACAUUGUUGGAGGAGGUGUAUCGGGUGAUAUAUACUUUUGGGAGGUUUUGACUGGUAGACUGCUUAAAAAGUGGCAUGCUCAUUAUAGGGCUGUUACUUGCUUAAUUUUUUCUGACGAUCAAUCGCUUCUUAUUUCUGGGGCAGACGAUGGAUGUGUCCGGGUCUGGUCGCUCUUCAUGAUAUUCGAUGAUCUACGGAGGCAUGAAGCGAGGCAUCUUUAUGAGUAUAGUUUUUCUGAGCACUCUUUGAAAGUGACUGAUAUUGCUACAGGUUAUGGGGGAUGCAAUGCGAUAAUUGUGUCCGCUUCUGAGGACCGAACUUGCAAGGUAUGGAGCCUAUCUGGGGGGAAGCUAUUAAGAAACAUCGUGUUCCCAUCAAUAAUAGAUGCAAUUGCAAUGGACCCUGGUGAGCAUGUCUUCUAUGCUGGUGGUAGGGAUGGUAAGAUAUACAUCGCUGCACUUAAUGCUCAAGGUGUCUCCAGGAGCAAUUAUGGGCCACAUAUCAUUGGUUCACUAUCUGAACAUAGUAAGGCCAUAACUUGCUUAUCUUUUAGUGUGGAUGGAAUUCUAUUGGUUUCUGGAUCAGAGGAUGGCAUGGUUAGAGUUUGGGACACUAAAACACGUAACAUCAUUCGUAUUUUUAAGCACGUGAAAGGUACAAUUAGCAAUGUUCUAGUCAUUAGACAAUCACCAUAUUUGAUUCGUCCAACGUUAAUAAAUUCUCAAGCUCCCUCAGCGAGAAGGCAUGGUCCGGUACUACCCCCACCACUGGAAAAAUACACAGAUUCAAUGGAUGAAAAUGCAGAUAUUAAGGCCAUCAUCCCUCCGCAUGUUACUUCUGACAAGCCCCUGGAUGCUUCAUACAUCAGUAUUCAGACAAUGAGUAGUCAAAUCCGAGAACUUCAGCAACAAGGUUCUUCUGCGGCUUCUGAAAUGGAGACAGAAAGACUAAAGCUUGAUUGCAAAAGAUGUAUGCAGAUGGUUCAACAGUGGAAGAAAAUGUAUGAAAACUUACAUCAGUUUUGUGUAAAUGAGCUUUUGGAUGGAGAUCAAGCUGGAGGUGCUAGUGGACACUCCUGAGGUGGUUUCCCUGUGCCGCACCUUUACUGUUUAUAGGUACACAUGAUGACCAUAACUUUAUUGCUAUGCUAUUUGGAGAAUUAGAUUUCUAAUAUGCAUAUAGAGGGGUGUGCACUGUGAUUGAAGUGAUGCUGAUUCUUAUGGGGUUUUUAUUCUCCUUUUUUUUAAGUUACCUACUGGAUCGAAGCACGGUUUUGGAACUGAGUUCACAUCCAUUAUCUCAUAGUUAUUUGUGUGGUGCUGAGGUCACUAAGGGCACACUUAUAUUUUCAUGUUCGUUAAUGUACUUCUGAGAUUUAGGUCAAGUUGUAAUAUACCUGUGGUUUUCUGUUUCUGUCAACUAAUGUAUUCUUUAAGGCUAGUCUGACUUUUGGCUGCCUUAUUCUGGGAAGGAUAAGUUCUAUCAUGUCUCAGUUUCUAUGUAAUCUUUUUGUUUCCUUAUGAUGAUUAGUUUCAAUGAAGUCAUUGAAGUGAGAGACUCUUCAUGAACUUUCAGCCCCGAUUUUUUUUGUGGAUUGGUUGUUUUUGUAACUCGAAAUUUGCAGAUCUUUUUCUAUUUCUAAAGGUGUAGUUUGGCAAUUCAUAUUGAUGUUAGUGAAGUUAAUAAUAAUCUUCUGCAUGCAACAAACAGAUUCCUUUACUGCUAGUAAACUUAGAUUUCAAUUAUAAAUGCUCUCUGAAACAAUAUGGAACACAGAUUUGUGAAGCAUCAAACAUGAUGGGGGGGCCCUUUCCUAAGCAGUCCUACAGAUUUAUUAUUGACAGAUUUGAUAUGUAAGU
Molecule: messenger RNA, 2143 nt
Organism: Ilex paraguariensis (yerba mate)
Lineage: Eukaryota; Viridiplantae; Streptophyta; Magnoliopsida; Aquifoliales; Aquifoliaceae
Source: the annotation of a GenBank genome assembly